Molecule: messenger RNA, 1476 nt
Organism: Moesziomyces antarcticus
Lineage: Eukaryota; Fungi; Basidiomycota; Ustilaginomycetes; Ustilaginales; Ustilaginaceae
Exons: 1
Coding region: 1-1476 (491 amino acids)
Source: RefSeq, a predicted model, not a curated record
AUGACGCAUCUCGAGUCCGUCUCCUUCGUCGGUAGCUACCUUGCCGUCGCCGAGACGGAACGGCAGGGCCUCUGCCCGACCUGCGUCGAGCGCCGCGCCACCAACGAGCACGAGCUGGCCAUCGCCAACAUGGGCUACCGGGCCGCCGUCACAGCGUGCACGGAUCAGGGCCUUGUCUACAAGCACCUGAGCCUAAGGCAGAUGAAGGAGGCCCUCUUGCUCUACCAGCGUCGUCGCCAGGUGCCGUUCAUGGCGAUGAACAAGGCGCAGCUCGCGAAGAUCUGCAGCUACGCUCGCUCGGCCUCGGCGGUGGCGGAGGGCGGUGAGCCGAUCUCUUCCGACAAUAUGGACCAUUGGGAGAUGAUCGAGUUCCUCACCUCCUUCUGUGGCUCGCCCUGCGCCCCGAACGGCAUCCUCAACGACGCUUCGGACUGGGAGGAGGAGCCGGCCGAUCAGGAGGAGGAGCAGCUGGCGUCGCUCGAUCGCACGCCACUGGCGGACACCACCAACGCUGCAGCCUGGUCUUCGUCCACCUCGGCCGCGGCCGCCGCUCCUCGAUACAAGUGGAGCCUCGACCAGGCCACCGCCAAGUACGAAGCGCUUCGAGCUGCCCUUCGCGCCGGCGUCGACAUACGUGAGCAGCUCGACGGCAAGCCCAUCAACACCGUCACGCCAGCGCAGCUGGCGAGGGACAUUGCAGCCGUCCUCCGCAAGCCCUCCUUCCGGCCUGUUCCCGUGCCUCCUCUGCCUACGCAGCCGCUCGCGACGCCGAGCCAGCCUUCUGGCACGAUCGAGGGCAUCACUCCGCUCUCGCUGCGUUGCCACUCACUCGACCCGCAGCGCCAAUGCUUCGUCGGCAUCGGCCGACUGGGCCUGCUCUACACCCGCAACCAGUUCGCCAGCCUGAGCCACCAGCUGGAGCACAUCAUCGAUCACACAGAGGAGGUCAACCCCGGCUUCCGACUCUGCUGGCUCUGCUCCAGCCGGUUCUGCACCAAGGAGGACGCCAAGCACGUCGAACAAUGUGGAGAGGCCUACUUUUCCACCGGUCCGCGGCCCUUGACCUUGGCCGGCCUCGAGCUCCACUACUGCCUCUCCAACGCAACUACCAUCCUCGACAUGGUGUACUACAUGCCUCUCAACGUCGACCGGACCGUCUACAGCAGACGCGACCGCUGGCAGCGGCAGAUCUACAACCUCCUCACCGACACCUCGGUGACCCUCCCCGGCGGCCGAUCCCGGCGGCAGCAAGAGGUCCAAGUGGCGACUGAUGCAGUCCAAGACGUACGAGUGCAUCGCGCCGUACCGUACCCAGUCCAGGCAAAGUUUUGCUUUCUUCCCGUCCGGCCGAAUACUGCCGUCGACCCGUCGACCCGUCAACCGACGCUUCGGCAAGCUCGGCCCACAGCAGUUCCAAGAAAGACGACCUUCAACGAAGGCCUCCAGCACCUUCGUUCCCAGCGCAGAGCUCAUUGA